UUCAAUUUUGAAAUUUUUUUACGAAAUAUUUUUCCUAUUGAAACGAAUUUUGAAACAAAACAAAACGAAAAAAAAUGGAAGAUGCUAAUACAAACAGUGUUUGGAAUUUGAAUCAAAUAUUGGAAAAAGAUUUUGAUCAACUUUCAAUAUAUAAAGUAUCGGAUCAACCAUGUGAUGAUAAUAAUGAUAGUAAUAAUGACCAGGAUAAUCAAGAAUCAUCAUCAACAACCGGAAAAAAUAAUAAACAACAAAAAUUAACAAAAGCUGAACAAAGUUUACCAAGAAAUUUAAUAUUAAAACCAUCAAAAACAAUUAAAGAUAUACCUGGUGUUUGGAGUACAGAUUAUAUACCAAGAGGUACACGUUUUGGACCAUUAAUUGGUCAAAUUUAUGAACGUAAUCAAGUGCCGGAAAAUGCAUCAAGAAAAUAUUUUUGGAGAAUUUAUACAAAAUUAACACCAACAUCGUCAUCAUCGACGACAGCGAAAACAAAUUCAAAUGGAACGAUUGUAAAUACAACAACAUCGACAACAUCAAUAUCAUCAUCAUCAUCGACGAUUAAUAAUGUUAAUGACGAUGAAAGAAUUUGUCCACCAAAAUCACCACCAUCGACAUCAUCAUCAAUUUUAUCACCAAAAAAUGGUGAACCAACAUCAACAUCAUCAUCGACAAUAAUUUCAUCAAGUGGAUCAUCAUCAUUAACAACAACAACAAAUUCUAAUCAAACAAUAAUCAAUAGUGAUAAUGUUGAUGAUAAUAUAAAUGAUGAAGCAUCAUCAUUACAAGAAUAUAAUAAUAAUGAUUAUUAUUAUAUUGAUGGUGCUAAUCCUGAACAAUCAAAUUGGAUGCGUUUUGUUAAUCCUGCUUAUUCAUCCAGUGCACAGAAUUUAGUUGCAUGUCAAGUAAAUCAAUCAAUUUAUUUUUAUACAAUCAGGCCGAUACCACCGGAUCAAGAAUUAUUAGUAUGGUAUUGUCGUGAAUUUUCACAACGUUUAAAUUAUCCAUUAACCGGUGAACAAAUGAUGUUACGUAUACAACAACAACAAAAUCCCUUAAUAGAUUCAAUAAUAAAAUCCAAU
This is a messenger RNA of Dermatophagoides pteronyssinus (European house dust mite), 1079 nucleotides long. It is a transcript of the gene Blimp-1, whose product is annotated as PR domain zinc finger protein 1. Lineage: Eukaryota; Metazoa; Arthropoda; Arachnida; Sarcoptiformes; Pyroglyphidae. Gene Ontology annotation, molecular function: protein binding; RNA polymerase II transcription regulatory region sequence-specific DNA binding; DNA-binding transcription repressor activity, RNA polymerase II-specific. The record is from RefSeq and is a predicted model, not a curated record. Gene Ontology annotation, cellular component: nucleus. Gene Ontology annotation, biological process: regulation of transcription by RNA polymerase II; embryo development.